AUGAACCUUCUGCCUUCUUUCUCUACAGAAACAUGGGCCUUUAUACUUCUUUUUGUGGUCCUCCUCCUAGUAUAUGGGAUCUGGCCAUUUGGUCUGUUCAAGAAGUUGGGCAUUCCCGGGCCAAGACCUCUGCCUUUCUUUGGGACAUCCCUGGAAUAUCGCAAAGGUUUCCUGGAAUUUGACACUGAAUGUUUCAAGAAAUACGGGAAAAUCUGGGGGAUUUACGAUGGCAGACAACCCACCCUGGCUGUCACAGACCCCCAGAUCAUCAAAUCUGUGUUGGUUAAAGAUUGUUACACCACCUUCACCAACCGCAGGCGCACGGACCUGGCCGGGGUACUGACCAACGCUGUCUCAUUAGCUGAAGAUGACCAUUGGAAAAGGCUCCGUACUGUGCUCUCUCCAACCUUCACCAGUGGGAAACUAAAGGAGAUGUUCCCUAUAAUGAAGCACUAUGGGGAAGCUUUGGUGAAGAAUGUUCAAAAGCAAGUGAAAGAGAACAGCUCAAUAGCUGUAAAGGACAUCUUUGGGAGCUACAGCAUGGACGUGGUCACCAGCACUUCCUUUGGUGUGAACAUUGACUCCAUGAACAACCCCAAGGACCCCUUUGUCAGAGAGAUGAAGAAACUGGUCAAGUUUGACUUUUUUAACCCAGUCUUCAUCUUGUCAUUUGCUUUCCCAUUCCUUAUUCCUGUCAUGGCCAAAAUGAACGUAAACAUCUUCCCCAGUGAUGCUGUAGAUUUUUUCAUGAGAUCCCUUGCCAAAAUUAAGCAGGAUCGUGAAAAGGAGGCUCACAAGGGCAGGGUAGAUUUCCUGCAGCUGAUGAUUGAAUCCCAGCGCUCAGCCAGCCAGGACAACAAAGAAGCAAAUAACUCAUAUAAAGCCCUGACCGACAUAGAGGUCCUGGCCCAGGCAUUCAUCUUCAUCUUUGCUGGGUAUGAGCCCACCAGCAACACCUUAGGUUUCCUGGCCUACGAGCUGGCCAUGCACCCUGAUGUGCAGGAAAAGGUGCUGCAGGAGAUCGACACAGUCCUGCCCAACAAGGCUCCUCUCACGUACGAAGCAAUUAUGAAAUUGGAAUAUCUUGACAUGACAGUGAAUGAAACCCUCAGGGUCUAUCCCCUUGGGGGGCGGAUUGAGAGAACCUGCAAGAAAGACGUGGAGAUAAAUGGAGUGACCAUUCCCAAAGGAGUCGUGGUCACAAUUCCACCCUACGUCCUGCACCGCGACCCUGAGUACUGGCCCAACCCAGACGAGUUCAGGCCAGAAAGGUUCAGUAAGGAGAACAAGGAGUCCAUAGACCCAUACACAUACCUGCCCUUUGGGGCUGGGCCCAGGAACUGCAUUGGGAUGAGAUUUGCUCUCCUGAUUCUGAAAGUUGCCAUCGUCUCCCUGCUGCAGCAUUUCACCUUCCAGACCUGCAAGGAGACUCAGAUCCCAAUCAAGCUGAGUUCAGUGGGGCUCCUAACACCAGAGCACCCAAUUAUUCUGAAAUUGGUGCCCCGGACCGAGCCUGCCAAGAACUGAAACCCAGCCACAGCCCCCAACACACAGGGACUGCCAUGCUAACAAAGGGAUCACACAUCUCAGGAAAUCUCUCCUACACAUACAGACACAGAA
Molecule: messenger RNA, 1620 nt
Organism: Melozone crissalis (California towhee)
Lineage: Eukaryota; Metazoa; Chordata; Aves; Passeriformes; Passerellidae
Product: cytochrome P450 3A9-like
Exons: 13
Coding region: 1-1527 (508 amino acids)
Biological process (GO): oxidative demethylation; steroid metabolic process
Molecular function (GO): iron ion binding; testosterone 6-beta-hydroxylase activity; heme binding
Source: RefSeq, a predicted model, not a curated record